This is a messenger RNA of Cyprinodon variegatus (sheepshead minnow), 2384 nucleotides long. RefSeq names its product RAD50 interactor 1 (gene rint1). Gene Ontology annotation, biological process: endoplasmic reticulum to Golgi vesicle-mediated transport; retrograde vesicle-mediated transport, Golgi to endoplasmic reticulum; regulation of ER to Golgi vesicle-mediated transport. The record is from RefSeq and is a predicted model, not a curated record. The coding region runs from base 11 to 2290 and encodes 759 amino acids. Gene Ontology annotation, cellular component: Dsl1/NZR complex. NCBI's taxonomy places the organism in Eukaryota, Metazoa, Chordata, Actinopteri, Cyprinodontiformes, Cyprinodontidae. The transcript has 14 exons.
GUGAGCGGAGAUGGCUUCAGUGAGCCGCAAACAGAGCGAGGCUGUGAUGGCAGCUGAUGGAGGAGCUGAUGAUGGAGGACAGGAGCAGGACUUUCUGGAGGAAGAUCUGAAAUCAUGGCGGAAUGUUUGCAGGCUGCUGGAGGAGGUCCGACAGGAGAGCAGAGCUCUGGAGGAGCAGGUUCUGAGCGGCAGCAGCUCUGGACCUCCUAAAGUUUCAGCGGCUCUCUCCGCUGCAGAGGAGGUCCGCAGCUCCCUGGAGGAGCUGCUGCAGCGCGAGCAGCGGGUCUCCGAGCAGCUACAGCAGCACCUGCAGGGCUCUGAUCGGUGGAUGGAUGAUUUUGGACAGACGUGCGACCAUGUGGACUUCAUAGAGAGGUCCAUGAAAUACCUGAAGUGCCUUCAGCACAUCGAGGAAGUGAGCGCUGCCGUCCAGCAGUCUCUGAUGAUCAACAGCGUGUGGGACGCCAUAAAGGGAGUGGAGAGCAUGGCGGCUCUGGACUGCAGGCUGAACAGCUCCCAGUGUUCCCAUCUGCGCCACUUCCUGAGGAAAACUCUGUGCUUCUGGCACAACAUCAUCAAGGACCGCCUGAGCAGUGAUUUUGAGAAAGUGUUGACUCAACUUCAGUGGCCCAUCAUCACACCCAGCCAGCCGGUGACCCCCCCUGCUAACUCCCUGGAUCUGGGCGGCCAGUUGGAGGGUCUGCUGCUGCAGCUGCUCGCUCUGCAGACCUCGUAUCCUUUCGUCCUCUGCAGAUCCAGGAAUAUCUCCUAUCUGCUGCCAUCAGAGAGAAGCAGAGAUGAAAGAAAUGUUUGUUUUUUUAUUGCUGGGGGGGAAAAAGGUAGGGGAGAGCCUCUGAUCUGCAGUUCUGUUCCUAAAGACGGGUUGUCCUGCUUGCAGCCAGAGUGGUACCUGACUCAGGUGCUGAAGUGGAUGGAGAGCAGCUCCGCCUUCAUGGAGGAGAAGAUUCAGCCCGUCUUUGACCGAGCUGGGAAAACCAUCAGUGCUAAAGUGGAGCUCUGUCGAGGCCUGGUGCAUCUGGUCCAGGAGAAGGUGGCCAGCGAUGCGGCUCGGAUGCUGUAUGACGACGGACUCUUCUGCCACCUGGUGGAAGAGGUGCUCCAGUUUGAGAAAGACCUGAGAGGCCGUCACUCGUACCCCGCCCCGCUGCCCGGCCUGCUGCACAUCCUGCUGGAGGACGCCUUCCUGCAGAAGUGGCUCGCUGUGGAACGGAAGAUGGCGGUGGAGAAGAUGGACGCCAUGCUUUCGGCCGAGGGGGCGUGGACGUCCCAGUAUAAAGACAUCAGUGAUAUGGAUGAGCUGAAGGCGCCCGAGUGUGCGGAGACGUUCAUGACUCUCCUUCAGGUGAUCACAGAACGCUACCGGGCCUUGUCCAGUCCUUCAGCACAGCUCCGGUUCUUUGGGCUACAGAAGGAGUUGGUUGACGACUUCCGCAUACGACUAACUCAGGUGAUGAAGGAAGAGUCCCGCUGCCCUCUGGGGCUCCGCUACUGCGCCAUCCUCAAUGCCGUCAACUACAUCUCCACCAUUCUGAGGGACUGGGGAGACAAUGUGUUCUUCCUCCAGCUGCAGCAGGCGGCCAUUUCUCUGGGGGAGCAGGAGGUCCUGGGCAGCCUGGAAAUGACAGAAGUCGGCCGCCUGACUUCCCUGGAGGGCUCUCUGUUCGAUGGGCUGCUGUCCCUGCUGGACCGCCUGAAGGGGGACAUGCUGGGACGCCUGCUGCACUUCCUGAUGAGGGAGACCUCUGAGAAGGCUCAGCCGUACUGCCAGGAGAGAUGGCUGUCCAUCCCAGCUCCACAAGACCAGUCCACCAUGUCCCUGUCCAGCUCCGCCUGCCCCAUGAUGCUGUGUGUGAGGGACAGACUGCUGAACCUCCAUCAGGUCUUGAGUCUCUCUCUCUUCCAGCUGGCUUGGCAGGGAUUGGCUGAAAAACUGGACGCCUUCAUCUACCAGGAGGUCAUUCUGGCCAAUCACUUCAGCGAUGGGGGGGCGGCCCAGCUCCAGUUCGACAUGACCAGGAACCUGUUCCCUCUGUUCGGACAUUACUGCCGGAGACCCGAGAACUUCUUUAAGCACGUGAAGGAGGCCUGCAUCAUCCUGUGUCUCCGGGUGGGCCCUGCCAUCCUGCUGAAGGAGCACCUCAAACAGGCGGGGCAGGAGGAGAACGCUGGUUCAGCGGAGUCUCCUCUAAGGGAGUUUGGGGUUUUCUGCUUGUCGCCGUCCGACGUGUCGAUUCUCCUCAACCUCAAAGCUUCGCUGCCUGGAAUGUGAGGCGUCUGUGGAUGGGGGUCAGAUUUCCCCCGAUGGCUGAUCAAAGCGCUGCUAGCAUCAGCAGAACUAGAGUUAAUAAAUCCAGAUAAGCCUG